Cydia amplana is the source of this 5861-nucleotide messenger RNA. RefSeq names its product PR domain zinc finger protein 1 (gene Blimp-1). NCBI's taxonomy places the organism in Eukaryota, Metazoa, Arthropoda, Insecta, Lepidoptera, Tortricidae. Bases 382 to 3522 code for a protein of 1046 amino acids. The record is from RefSeq and is a predicted model, not a curated record. Gene Ontology annotation, cellular component: cytoplasm; nucleus. Gene Ontology annotation, biological process: cell fate commitment; regulation of transcription by RNA polymerase II. Gene Ontology annotation, molecular function: DNA-binding transcription repressor activity, RNA polymerase II-specific; protein binding; RNA polymerase II cis-regulatory region sequence-specific DNA binding. The transcript has 9 exons.
GGUUAGUACGAUGCGAAGCGGGUAGACGUAGGGCAGGUCGGAGCUGUGGCCUCCGUUGCAUAAUGCGCACAGCGCUUCGGCGCCCAGCACGCCGGCAGGUCCCGAGCCGCCCCGGCGCCCGCCGGGCUGGCCACGAGCGCGCCGGCUCCGGCCCAGAGUCCCGCUGCCAGAGCUCCGCAUACUCCUCGAGUGCCUCAAGUCGCUCGACACCGCUCCGCUGAACGCUCUUCUUCACUAAACCAAUACACUUUUCGCGACGCAAAGAAUACACGGAAAUAAGAAGUUUGGGUGCACUUAAUAAGGAAUGACAUUGUACAUGCUGUCAGCGAUUCAAGACAAAUAUGAACAUGAACUGAUUUGAAAAAACAAUAAUCGGUCAAAAUGAGACUGUCAACGAGUGAAGAGGUAGCCAGCACGACGGUGGUGGGCCGCACGGGCAGCCCCGCGGCCGCCACCGCCGCCGCCGUGUCCAGCGCCAGCGCCUACGAUGUCACGCGCAUGCGCGAAGAGGAGUUCGAGAGGCUCACGGUGUACAUAGUGAUAGACGUGCCUUGCGAGCGGGGCACGCCCAACAGAGCCGAGAAGACUCUACCACGCAGCCUGGCUCUGAGGCCGUCAGCAGUUCUGUCCACUCCUAACACACCGACUGAAGGUGUGUGGAGCAUAGGCGUAAUACCCCGCGGCACGCGCUUUGGACCCUUUGAAGGCACCCGAACGCCAAACAAGCCCAACGACAAAAUCUCUUGGAGAUAUUAUUGGAGGGUACAAGAAACUGUCAGACACCAUACUUACGGAAAUAUAAAGAUAUUCAAGGAUAGUGACUACUAUUACCUUGAUGGGUCGGACACGAGCGUGGCGAACUGGAUGCGAUACGUGGCGUCGGCUUACUCCUUGUCCGUGAUGAACCUCGUCGCUUGCCAGCAUCAAGAACACAUAUACUUCUACACCAUAAGGGACAUCAUGCCAAACGAAGAACUGAUGGUGUGGUAUUGCAAAGAUUUUGCAACGAGGCUAGGCUACGAUAUCGAUCCUGAGCGAGCCACGUACUCUAUCUGCAAAGAGGAAACAAUCAAAAAGGCAUAUGGCAUACCGCCAGCUCCAGUUCAUCCCGAGAUUGCUUUCAACCACAUGAAGUAUGUUCUUGGACUUACAAAUGCCAAAGAACUUUUAGAGACUGAAAUCCCGAGCAGACGUAGGAAGCGAGAACUGAGUGAUAAAUCGUUCCACGACAGUCCGCCCCUGCUGUGCCGGGAGGAUCCCAGAAAUGCCGCCAAAAAUGACAGGACACUUGUCAGAACCGACAUUUCCCCGACCAUCAUUCAUUCAAAAGCUGAAAGCCCUGUUGUAAGUGAACACACACCUUUGUCACCUAGCGGCUUAAUGCAACCACCGUCACCCGUGAAAGUGCACCACAGAGACAAUCCAACUUUAAUAAUUCACCAACACAAAGAGAGCACAUCACACGUGGUAAUUCAUCAAAUGGAGAGCCCAAGAGUUCAUGCUAAUAGAUCACCUGCUCAAAAUCUUCACUUAAGGGACAUGCGAGGACCUUCACCCAUGGCUCAGCAUCUUCAAGAAAAAAUUGGAAAUCGAUCACCCAGCCUCUCUCAUUGCGGACCCCACUAUGACCAUCACCUAGCCCCUGCCGAUGGCUCUGUCAGGUCCGAUGAAGGCUACCAUAGCAAUGGUUAUCAUGACGAAUUUACACCUCCAGAAGAUUCAAGCGACUCUGAUGUUGAAAACUAUGUUCUAGACUGCUCUAAUAAAACAAAUGAACCCAAAGAAACAGUUAUUGUGCAGAAAAUGGAUCAAGAUAUGCAUCGCAAUGAAUACAGGAAAGUAAAGAUUAAGAUGCCAAGAGCGUAUCAAUACCAAAAUCACAAAGACAUGGAUUGCGAAAGUGAAAAAGAGCUGGUAAUAGCGGAAGAAGUUGGGGACGUUUCACCUCAAAACCUAUCGCCACCACGUCGCGACCCGGCGACUUCGACUGUCAUCGUUCUAGAGUCAUCUCAGAAUACCGUUGUUCCAUUAAAUAAACCAUAUUAUGAAGACGGAUCAACGUCACCUUCCCCACAACCAGCUUUUAUGAGGUGCUCCCCUUCUGACACUCGAAUCCUAGAAACUAUUUUAACUACAGGCAACCGGAUUGAUACAAACAAUAACGAUCCAAACCGUCGACAGCCCAACGCGACGCCCCCGCCAUCUUCGCCCACGGAAAUGGCUUACUCAUACAAGAAGAGUCAAAGGUAUGGAAAUGCCUGCAGUCCGGACUCUAGUUCUAAUUUAACACCGCUGCCAUCUUUAUUGCCACUGCCACAACAACUGCCGACGCCAAAUGCAAUGUCCGUUUAUUCAUCGUCACCACCGCAUACUAUUCCUCAUACUACCGAGAUUCGAGAAAUCAGAGAAAUAAGAGAAAUAAGAGAAACGCGAUAUGAAAGUCACUAUCCCAACUACUCGUACAAUAUUUAUUCUCCACCGAAUUCUACAAUUAUUACUCAACUUGGGUCCCCUCCUAGCACAUAUUCACCGACUGUUACUUCGACGCAUCAAUAUGAAAGAUCUCAAAACGGGCACAGCAAUCAUCACUAUCCAUCCACUACGAGUGUGAUCACUCUCAAAAACUGUUCACAAUUAAGUUUGAUUCAAAAUUCAAACGGGAGCCCGCAACUUGUCCCUCCGCAUGGAAGCAUGAGCCCCGACGACUCCUGCAGCCUAAUGAUGGGCCCUCUGAGCCCAAACUCGCAAACAUCGCGCGGCUACAGAAGUUUACCUUAUCCUUUGAAAAAGAAGGACGGAAAAAUGCACUACGAAUGCAAUGUUUGUUGUAAAACAUUCGGUCAGCUUUCAAACCUAAAGGUCCACCUGCGGACACAUUCAGGAGAGCGACCAUUCAAAUGCAAUGUGUGCAGUAAGUCAUUUACGCAGCUCGCCCAUCUACAGAAGCACUACCUCGUGCACACGGGAGAAAAGCCUCAUCAGUGUGAUAUUUGCCAAAAACGAUUCUCCUCUACAUCAAACUUGAAGACUCAUCUACGCUUGCACUCAGGCCAGAAGCCGUAUGCCUGUGAUCUGUGCAUGCAGAAAUUCACACAAUUCGUCCACUUAAAACUUCACAAGCGGUUGCACACAAACGACAGGCCGUACGUCUGCCAAGGAUGCGAUAAGAAGUACAUUAGCGCUUCGGGCCUUCGAACUCACUGGAAAACUACUAGCUGUAAGCCGAACAAUAUCGAAGAAGUCCUAUCGAUCACGAAUGCUGCUAAUACUGAAUGUCCCAUCGACAAAGACUGCCACGAAAGGGAGGGGCUCGAGGCUUACGAGCUGCACUCGGCCGGGCAGGGAGGGCUGGUCGGAGGGGCGCGCGCGAGCGAGCUGCUGGGCGCGCACGCGCACACGACGACGCCGCACCUGGCGCCGCACGCGCCGCAGUACCGGCCCGAGCACGAGCACUACACCACCGGCGAGCCCCGGCCCAGCGUCAUCGAGUCCAGCCAGCCACUCAUCAUCGAGUGCACCUGAGGCGCGCCGCCGCCGCCGGGCGCCCGACCCCGCCGCUACAUGUGAUCACUCAAGUAUUUGUGUAAACUAAGGAACGAUAGCGUGACGAGCGCGUCCUCUCGUCUUCUCCAGUGGCUAUGAGAUUACGUUUCGAACUUUAAGGUGUAAAUAUAUUUUUGUUAAUAGACGUAAGCGUAGGAUCGACGAGAGAAGUUGAUGAGUACUAAGUACUUAGAUAAAGAUUGUCCCGAUUGGGAACGUGUAUUAUAUUAUGCUAAGCAUUUGAAUAUUAUUAGAUCUAAGGUAUGCAGCAGCCUUUGAUUAUAGACAGUAAUGCUCAAUUUUAUACAUAAUGGUAGAAUUCUAUUGUAAAUAGAAAUUUUCGUGACAUCGACUUUAUUUUAUUUAACUAAAUUUCUAUGCAAUAUGCACAUAUUUUAGCAUUAUUUGGUGUCGUUGUAAAAGUGGUAUUAAUAUUUGCGCUUUUUAUUUUCAAUAUUUUUUUAUUUCAAACUCAGCUCUAUAUUUUAUUCGUAAAGUAAGUUUAUGAAUACACGCUGCAGUUGUUGCAAAGUUAAUAUUUGUUUUCAACUUUCCAGUGUUUUAACAAAUUAAUGGUCACCAAAGAACGUCUCAUAUUAAAGUCACAAAGCUUAUAUUGAUGCCACUUAGUUUCUGUAAAAUCCACGACGUUUAUUACAGAAGCACUGGUCGUUAAGGUUGUUACAAAGCCAGUUUAUUGAAUCGCAUCAAGUCUCGGAAUCAUCAAGUAAUUAGGGCUAGGUGCCAAAAGCGCUCAUAAUGUUUAAGUUAUCCUAAAGAGAUGUUCGUAUAGUAUUUUAAAUCGUUGUUCCUAAUGAAUAUUUGGAGAGUAAGCGCUUGCGCGCGCCAACUUAAUUCUAAUGUUAUUAAGACUAGAAUCGACGAAUGUGUACAUUAUCCCUACGCUAGAACAAAUGGUGCUUCACAUCGUAGAGUGACGCCGGGCGGCGGCGGACGCCGCGCGCCGAGGCCUUACUACAGUAUCUAUCGUAACGUUAAUUCACCAAGUCUACUAGUUACUAUUUUGUAUUAAAUUCCAAUUUCGAUUCUCCUGUUCCAAAAGGCUGAAACAAAGUAAUAUAAUAUAACGUUUGGCGAAUGUCGUUACUAAAUGUUGGUUAAGUGUCGCACGUUAGUGGACGUGGAUCGAUAGAUAAGAUGUAAGCUUAUUACGUGAUGUAAUACCAAACGAUAGCUUUUUGUAUAUUUCUAUGAUUCAUACUAUGUAUUAAGAUUUUUACACGCAAUCAAUUUGAAUUAUGUCUGUACAUUUUAUACUUACUUACAUAUAGUAGGUACCUACCUAAAGUUUUAUAACAAUAAUAUGCCGAAUACUCACCCUAAUUAUAGAGGGGCCGGCAGCACUAUAUAUAUCGACGUUACCUAUUCGUGCCCUUAUUUACCUACUAUGAUAUCGUUAAUAUUUUUUCAUCGUCGUUAAUAUUCAUUACAAAUUUUAAUAUUUUAUGUAUGUAUAAUUGAUAUAUGGUAUGUUUACCUAUUAAACUAUACCUAGUACAGGGUGCUGUACACAGGAACUAAAAUACUGAGUGAAAUCGAGUAGGUUUUUUGUCUACUUUAUAGAUGAAGUCGCGUCUUCUUGACAAACGAUAAAUGAUGAUUAUUGAUAUAGGUGCAUAAGUAGGCAUGUAGUUACAUUUUUAUACCAUCAGAAAAGAUCCUAAGUAAAAUAUAUGCUUCCGAUUUCUUCCCAGCGUUCAAACUGAUUUUAUGAGAUUGCACUUCUUAAGCACUUAAACGUAUAUAAUAUCAAAUAAACAUAAGAAAUAUUGGAACACCUACUUGAAGUCUUCUCGCCAUUCCUUAUAUUAUACCGUAAAAAUGUUUUGUUUGAAAUUACAUCCAGUAUACAUCGUUUAAUAUUUGUUUUGAAUAAAACUGUUUUGCCACUACUAAGUUUAGUAAUGAAGUUGUCUUAGAUUUUAAUUUGCAGAACUGAAAAACGUAUGAUUGUUUAAUAUUGUUUAGUUGCUCGUUGUAAAUACUUCCCCAAAAAGGGUAAGCUAAUCUUCAAAUGUUCGAAAUAAGAUAUCAAUCAUUAUGCCGUCAUAAAACUGUAUCAGUCUUGUAUAAACGAUAAUAACACUUAUAAAUAAAAUAGAUCUUCAUAAAUAAUAUUUUUAAGUACUUAAGGUACUGUAAAUUUAACAUUAUAUAUCGAGCAUGUAUCAACACACCGAAGUUAUUAGAUAAAAUCACUUUGAAUGUAUCAGUUACGUCAUUAACUUGUAAAAAUCAAUUAAUAAAGAAACCGGGUUAGAUCAAUAGUUCAGUACACUGCAAAUGAGAGUUGCAGA